Molecule: messenger RNA, 504 nt
Organism: Chrysochloris asiatica (Cape golden mole)
Lineage: Eukaryota; Metazoa; Chordata; Mammalia; Afrosoricida; Chrysochloridae
Gene: VAMP5
Product: vesicle-associated membrane protein 5
Exons: 2
Coding region: 1-504 (167 amino acids)
Biological process (GO): Golgi to plasma membrane protein transport
Cellular component (GO): plasma membrane
Source: RefSeq, a predicted model, not a curated record
AUGUGGCCAGAUGAGGGCCAGAUGGGGACUUCAUGCAGUCCUGACCUUGGGCUUGGUGCCCAGGCAGGGAAGGAGUUGAAGCAAUGCCAGCAACAGGCGGAUGAAGUGACGGAAAUCAUGCUCAACAACUUCGAAAAGGUCCUGGAGCGCGAUGGGAAGCUGGCAGAGCUGGAGGAACGUUCACACCAACUCCUGGACAUGAGCACCACUUUCAGCAAGACGACCAAGACACUGGCCCAGAAGAAGCGCUGGGAGAACACCCGCUGCCGGAUCUACCUCGGGCUGGUGUUGGGCGGCGGACUGCUUGUCAUUCUGAUUGUGCUGCUGGCCUUCUUUCUUCAGAAGAAUGGUGAGGGCAGCAGUGCCCCGGAGGCCCAGGAGGCCCAGCCUCAAGACCGGGGGACUGACCUGGUUGGGCCUGUGAGAGAGGCUGAAAAGCCACCCUGGCCAGUUCUGGCCUCCAAAGAGCCCUGGCCUUCACUCCCUUCUGAGCCAUCCUGGUAA